Misgurnus anguillicaudatus (oriental weatherfish) is the source of this 7068-nucleotide messenger RNA. Lineage: Eukaryota; Metazoa; Chordata; Actinopteri; Cypriniformes; Cobitidae. The record is from RefSeq and is a predicted model, not a curated record.
AAAGACGUUCUUCUGUUUCUGAAUUGUUAUCCCUAGUUAUUCUUUAAAGUCCUCUGUCUAACGCAAAAGACAUGAUAAAGUUGCAACAAGGAUGUUUGAGCCUGUGUCAUCGCAAAACAUCUGAGAAAUUUGGAUAUUACACUCCAGCGCCUAAAGGAAUAUGGCUUAUGAGGUUUUCAAGCAAUCUGUUGAAUAUCUUGGACAUGUGAUGGAUUCUGAUGGACUGCAAAAGGCACUUUCAAAAGAUUGUGUUUGCAAUGGAAAAUCCCAGUGUGACUGUCACGGAAUCAAAGGCAAUGCGGGUGAUCCUGGGUUUCCUGGAAUAGAUGGUUCACCAGGAAUCCGAGGACAUCAAGGAAAUGAAGGCCCUCCUGGGGAAUCCGGUCCAAAAGGAAGUAUGGGAUUUCCAGGUUACGCCGGACUUAAAGGCUCUAGGGGAACUCCAGGGAUCGCAGGAUACUUUGGUCCACCAGGACUUCCUGGUCAUCCUGGGAAACAGGGGCCUAGGGGUCGUUCUGGUUACCCUGGAUGCAAUGGCACAAAGGGUGAUCCUGGUAUCCCAGGGUAUGGAGGAUUAAUGGGGGCUCCGGGGCAGCGGGGAAUUCCUGGGAUGCAAGGACCUGAGGGACAUACCUUUUACUUUCCAACUCCUGAGAAAAUCAAUGGACCUCGUGGACUUCCUGGACGUCCUGGCAGGGAUGGAGAGAAAGGUCGGCGUGGAUCACCGGGGUUACCAGGACCAAUUGGACCAGAAGGCCCAAAAGGCGCAUAUGGAUUACCUGGAAUUCCCGGGCCACAAGGAGUGAAGGGUACCGAGGGUCGAAGCAUGGGAAUACCUGGGCCCAGUGGCCCGAAGGGGAACAAGGGUUUGCCUGGUAUACCAGGAGAUAAAGGUGUAAAGUUAUUUGUAAGAGGACCAAAAGAGCCUAAGGGUGACCAGGGAGAUCCUGGAGACGUUGGCUGCCUUGGAUUAUCUGGUCGUCAGGGCCUUCCUGGUCCUAAGGGAAUGAAGGGGGACAGAGGGGAGCCCGGGAAUCCGGGUAAAGAUGGUAAGGAUGGGCUGCGGGGCGAAGUCGGUCAACCGGGUGAGCGUGGAGAUGUGGGGUAUCAAGGAAUUACUGGAAUAAAUGGAGAAUGGGGUCAGAAAGGUGACCGCGGCCCCCCUGGUCUCCCAGGAGAGGUCAUUAUAACAAAUGGGAACGUUAAAGGUCCUAAAGGUUUUCCAGGCCCACCAGGACCUCCUGGUCUCCAAGGUAGUGAAGGUUUCAUCGGCUUUCCAGGAAGUCCAGGUCCACCAGGGCCGUCUAUACCGGGACCUCAAGGAAGACCAGGACCUCCAGGGUUUAGGGGUAUAAAAGGGGACAUGGGGGAACCUGCAGCUUACAUCAGUGGACCUAAAGGAUUAGAUGGACCACCAGGAGAACGGGGACCCCCGGGUGACCCCGGACCUCCAGGAACUCCAAAUGUCAAAGGCCGGUUGGGACCAAGAGGCUUAAAGGGUGAGAAAGGCCUAAUAGGUCCCGAGGGUUUCCGUGGAGAUGCUGGAAAACCAGGAGAGCAAGGAGAUUUGUGCAGGUUGUGUUCUUUCUUUAAUGCUGACCCUGGACCUCCAGGACUACGUGGAAAUCCUGGCCAGCCUGGAGAGCCAGGUGGUGAGGGUGGUCAAGGUUCCAAAGGAUCCCAAGGCCUUCAAGGUCCACAAGGUGCUCCUGGUAAUCAGGGUUCGUCAGGUUGCCCUGGCGUUCCAGGGCCCCAAGGGUCAAAAGGAGAUCCAGGUUCAGUAACUGCGAUUGGGGAAAAGGGCCAAGAAGGAAACUCCGGUGCAGCUGGACCAGCAGGGAUACAUGGGAGGGAUGGCAGACCUGGCAACCCUGGCCUCAAAGGACCACCAGGAGCUAAAGGAAACCCAGGUCCUCCAGGCCUUAAAGGAAACCGUGGAGACCCAGGGCUUAAUGGAGAGCCUGGUCGCACAGGUCCAAUGGGCAUCCAGGGGGCAAUGGGUGUUGGCCAACCAGGGCCACCCGGAGCAAAAGGGAGUUUGGGAUCAGUCGGCCGACCUGGAAAUCCAGGAGAACCAGGUGAGAAAGGAUCUUCUGGAUCAGUAGAAAUGAUCCGUGGAGACCCAGGAGAGCCCGGCCGUCAUGGUCCAACUGGUCAACCAGGACUUCCAGGCAUUAAAGGCUAUAUUGGGGUUCCUGGAUUCCCUGGAAAAACUGGGGUUAAAGGGGAUAAAGGACUGUCAAUACCAGGAUCUCCUGGAGGUCCUGGUCCUAAAGGUGAUAAAGGUUUGAAAGGGAUGUCAGGUCCACCUGCUAUUGGAAGUGUAGGGCGUCCUGGCCCCCCAGGACCACCAGGACUUCCAGGCCUAAAGGGGGAUAAAACAUUCGGCACUCCAGGGUCCGUGGGUCGGCAGGGGAUGCCAGGAGAUGAAGGAAACCUUGGGGAAACGGGAGCCUUUGGUGCACCUGGAUCACGUGGAUGUCCAGGUCAAGGAGGAAGGGACGGGCCACCAGGAGACCCUGGUCAGCGGGGUUUGGAUGGUGCGCCUGGAGUCGACGGUGUUCCAGGAUGCUGCUCUCCAGGGGCCAAAGGUGACCAAGGGCCUCCAGGAUCCAACGGAGUAGAUGGACCCCCAGGGCUGAGGGGCCCGAAGGGGCCACAGGGUGAAACUGGAUCACCUGGGCAAGGUUUACCCGGUCCAACGGGUAUCGCUGGCAUACCUGGGAAAAAUGGAGAGACAGGUUCCAACGGCCAACAGGGACCAAAAGGUUUCAGAGGUCGAGAUGGCUUAGCAGGUUUCCCAGGUACACGGGGAAAUUCUGGAAUUCCUGGAAGCAUUGGUUCACCUGGAGCAACUGGAAACCGUGGACAACCUGGGCCCCCUGGAUCUAAAGGUUUCAUGGGUAGCAACGGAGUGCCAGGUAAUAGAGGAAUCGGAGAAUUAGGAGACAGAGGAGCCAUUGGUCCCAAAGGACAACCAUCAAGCAUUGUCGCUCAAGGGGAUCCUGGUGACCCUGGCCUACCAGGUCUUACUGGUUUUCCUGGUUCUAAAGGAGACAAGGGAAUUCCGGGCAAUUAUGGUAAUUUUGGGAAGAAUGGACUUCCGGGAAAUCCUGGCCCACCAGGUCCUCCGGGUGACCCUGGUUUGAGAGGCAGUCCUGGAAAUCCAGGUUUUGAGGGCUGCAUUGGGGAUCCAGGAAUUGUGGGAUUUCCAGGCGUAAAGGGCAACAAAGGAUCACCUGGAGUUCGUGGGGGGUCCGGGACUCCUGGGAACCAGGGCCAAAACGGACCAAAGGGGCUGAAAGGUGAACCCAGCCUGCCUGGACCAGGGCCUCCAGGAUCACCUGGUCCAAAGGGUGAGCCUGGACGUCCGGGGGAUGCAGGUGAUAAAGGUGAAAAGGGUAUAUCUGGGAAUCAAGGUCCACCGGGUCCAGCAGGGCGUCCUGGGGACAGAGGAGAAGCUGGAGUACCAGGAGGUCCAGGACCCCCAGGACCUCCUGGUGAAAAGGGUUUAGAUGGGCUUUCAGGUCCAGCUGGAUAUCCAGGGCCCAGUGGUGCACCAGGUGGUCCUGGUUCGGCUGGGAAUCCUGGACUUCCAGGACCCCGCGGAGAACAAGGCAGGGACGGUAUUCCUGGGCCAGCUGGAACAAAAGGAGACAGAGGCCCCACUAUAAAUGGGAUUCCUGGUCCACCUGGUAUCAAGGGUGAGAAAGGUUCUAAAGGCAAUCCUGGACCCCAAGGACCAUGUGGGCCACCAGGACCCUACGGGCCACCUGGAGACAUCGGUCCUCCUGGUCCACCUGGAGUAUCUGGACCACGUGGAUGUAAAGGUGCACCUGGAAUCUGCGCUGAUGGUCCAAAAGGGGAGCGAGGACCCUUAGGACAAUCUGGCCUUCAAGGCCUACCGGGUCCACGUGGCCCUCCUGGUAACCCAGGUCCAGGCCUGAAGGGAGAUAAAGGCAUUGUUGGACCACUGGGACUUGUAGGAGGGCCUGGGAAUAUCGGUGAACAAGGUGUUCCAGGUGAACCAGGUAGAGAUGGAGAUCCUGGACGCAGGGGUGCCAAAGGAGACUAUGGGCCUAUGGGUUUCAUGGGGCCAGUUGGGCAGAAAGGAAAUUUUGGUCCUAAUGGCGCUUCAGGACUAAAAGGUCAUAAAGGACCUCCUGGACGUGAAGGGCCCAAAGGUUGUGAUGUUGUGGCCGAGGUCAUCACUACCCCAGGAGACCCUGGUUUUCCCGGAGUAGUUGGUGAAAAGGGGAGACAAGGAGAACCUGGACCUCCAGGAGGACCAGGUCCACAAGGAACCCAAGGGCGGAAAGGAGCCAUGGGUCCAGCUGGAGCUCCUGGAGGCUCUGGAGUCCCUGGCCCGAGAGGAGACAUGGGUCCACUAGGAAAGCAAGGUGAUCGUGGUUUGUCAGGUGAAGUGGGUCGUAAGGGUGCGCUUGGACCACCUGGACCACUACUGGAUGCCCAAACGGAUUCAAUCCUUUUUACCAAGCAUAGUCAAAAGAUAACUGUGCCAACCUGCCCCAGUGGAUCGAGACUUCUGUAUGAAGGAUAUUCGCUACUCUUCAUCAACGGCAAUAACCGUGGACACGGGCAAGACCUAGGAACUCUGGGAAGCUGUAUGCAAAGAUUUUCCACCAUGCCUUUCGUGGUGUGUAAUCCCGACGACACCUGCCGCUACGCCUCUCGAAACGAUUACUCCUAUUGGCUGUCUACAGACAAACCGGCAUCAAGCGAGACAGAUCUGAUCUCUGGUGAGGUACUGGAACAGUACAUCAGCAGAUGUGCAGUGUGCGAGGCGCCAGGUAAUGUAAUAGCAGUUCACAGCCAGACAAAUCAAAUCCCACAGUGCCCUGGAGGAUGGCAGUCUUUGUGGCAAGGUUACUCCUUUGUAAUGCAAACAGCUGCAGGUGCGGAAGGAUCCGGACAGCCGCUGGUUUCUCCCGGUUCGUGUUUGGAAGAAUUCCGGAGGAUUCCGUUUAUAGAGUGUCAUGGGCGUGGCACCUGUAACUUCUUCCCUGAUUCCUACAGCUACUGGCUGGCAUCGCUCGACCCCGACAGAAUGUUCAGUAUACCGGUCCCUCAGAGAACAAUACAACCUACUCUCAUCAGCCGCUGUCGGGUCUGUAUGAAGCUGUAACACUGAGGUCAGAGUUCACAUGGCCUUUUGAAGCACACUGUUUCUCUCCUCGAUCGAUCAUAUGAACUAUGACCAUUUUCAGUGGCUUGUCAUCAUAAAGACUUUUUUAUAAAUGUUAUAUUUUAUCAUGAUUAGGGAUUAAAAAAUAUAAAUGAACAGAUUUGCUUUAAUGAAAGAUUGAAUGGCUUCUCUGAUAAGCACUUAAAGAUAUCUGUACUUUGUAUCUUUACUUAUAACUAAAAAGUAGGUUAAUGGUUUGGGGUGAUUCAUUUCCAUUUAUCUAAUUUGCCGUUAAGACUAAUUAUUUAACUUUUGAAAUAGCAUUUAUAUUUUGCAGCGUAAAUUUCUCAUUCACAGUUAUGAAUGACCUCAGUAUAAUUUGUUUAUAGUCAUUAGAAAAUCCCCCUCAGACCAGUAGAUGUAGAUGUUUUAACACAAAUGAUUUUGUUAUCGUGCGUUCAGCGUUCCAACUUUAUAAAUAGGAGUUUGGCACUUUGAGCUUGGGUUGCUCAUAUUGAGUAAACGCAGUAUAUUAUCUACUGUAAUUUAAUGUUUUAAAAUUAAAGUCAAUUUUUAGAGACAUACACUGCUGCUAAAUAGUUUAAAUAUGUGACCCAGAACCACAAAACCAGUCAUGAGGGUCAAUUUUUAUACAUCAUCUGAAAUCUGGCUUAUUUACAACUAUUUGAAAAUCUGGAAUCUAAGGGUGCAAAAAAUCAAAAUAAUUAGAAAAUUGGCCUUAAAGUUGUGUGUACACAUAUUACUAAUGAUAAAUAAAUGUAUAUAUUUAUGCUAGGAAAUGACUUUACUUAAUAUUCUAAUGAUUUUUGGCAUAAAUAAAAUGAAUAAUUUUGACCCAUACAAUGUAUUUUUAGCUAUUGCUACAAAUGUGCUACUUAUGACUGAUGUAGGGUCACAUAUUUUUUUAGCAACGUUCUUUAUUAAUUGUAAAAAACUAACGCUUGUUCGGUGCUUAUGUCUUUCUGAUUAACAAUCUGUGAACGAUAUUAUUACAAAGUGUUACUAAUUUUAAACAAAUAAUGAUAAAUGAGUUGUCAGAUUCCCGGGUCACUUCUUAUUUUAAUGGAUAUCUUGUAAUGAAUGAAUCAAUCCUCUAAGUGAAAUUCAAUAGAUCCCUGCUGAUGUCUCAUAUACGCAUUGUUAGAAAUGAUCAAUAUAAUACAUGGUUUCAUUUAGUAACAAUGUGUUUCCUUCCUAUGAAGUCUGUGCUGUAGGUCUACAUGUAGCGAUAUGACUAGAUUACAAGAUUACGCCUGUUCAUGUUUAACUCGAAUUAAUAAGAGUUAAUGGUGCUAUUUGUCGCAUGAAUUAAACAUGGAGAGACUUACAUUUUUAAGCCAUGACUAUAGUGUGUUGUAGCGUAUGUAUGUUUAUAGUAUAUUUAUGUAUUCAAGAGACACUUUGUCCUAUUUUUAACAUGGUUAAUGAUGAUACUCAAUCUAACCAGGUAAUGUUAAGGUUUUAAUUUCUUUUAGUUUGUUGUAAUAUAAUUAAUAUAAGACAGCAAUGAAUACAAGGUACCACUGACAAUAUUUAUUUGACUGAAAACUGUCUUUAAUGCAUAAUCUGCUGUAGUAAAGAUCUGUCACACUAAUGAUUUUAGCUGUUUGUACAUUUCAUGUUUUUAUGACGUAAUAAUCAUUAGCAAUUGCAAGGGAAAUCACAUAAAUUGUCUUUGGUGGUCCCUAAGUGCCAUUAAAAUAUAGAAGUUAAUGUUUAUCACUGCAGUGUUUAUAGUGGGACCCCCUCUGCCAUUUGUAAUGCAAAUAUUGUGCAUUAUUAUUUUUUUUUGUAAUUACAAAAUCACAUUUAUUUGUAGUGUAAUGUACUGUAUAUGUGGAAUUUUGUCCCGUAGAAAACAUUUCAUUCAGUCUCAAUACAGAUUUGAAUUAUCCAAUUGA